AUGUUGGUGCUGAACUGUUCCACAAAGCUGCAGCUACUAGAACAUACGUUAACAAAGAAUUUUCCUGAAUCCCUCAAGGUUUAUGGAGCAGUGUUGAAUAUAAACCGAGGAAACCCCUUCAAGAAGGAAGUGCUGGUGGAUUCAUGGCCAGAAUUUAAAGCUGUUAUAACCCGCCGGCAGAGAGAGGCUGAAAGUGAUGAUCAAGACUAUUUUACCAAUGCUUAUGCUGUUUUCUACAAAGACAUACGAGUGUACCAGGCAUUGCUGGAGAACCCAGAAACUAUUAACUGGGAUCAAGUCUUCCAGAUCCAGGGCCUGCAGGAUGGAUUAUUUGAAGCUUCCAAAGCUGUUGCUGGUUCCAAACAUGUGAAGGUGAAGCAGUCCUCUUUCCAGAUGGUUAUCCAUUCAGACCCCGAUGCGCUUCCAGAUAUUAAACUUCCGCCCGCUCCUGCACCAAGACUGGCUUCCCUUGAUGUAUCCCAUGCCAGUCUGCUGAACGAGACAUGGUCCCGAGGAGGCAGUGAAGAGUGCAGGAAGUACCUAGCCAACCUCAUUUGCUGCUUCCCUAGCGUCUGUGUCCUGGAUGCAUGUGGAUGCCCCGUCUCCUGGGGCUUGACAGACCAGUUUGCUACUAUGAUUCAUGGGUAUACUUUGCCCAACCACCGAAGGAAAGGGUACAAUCGUCUCAUUGCAACACUCCUAGCUAAAAAGUUGCACAGCAGGGGCUUCCCAGCUCAAGGAAAUGUUCUGGAGGAUAACCUACCACAGGUGACCCUGCUGAAAAGCAUGAAUGCCCAGUUCUUGCCGUGUCGUUUUGUCAGACUUCUCCACACACCUUCCCGUUUCUUGGCCACAUCUCAAUUGUAGUUUAAUGAAGGUCUAGUGAUCUUGGUGGCAUGUUUUUUAUAAUCGCUAGAUGUUAUGCUGUAGCAAUUUCUGGGGUCAUAUCCUAUGCCUGGUAUUAUGCUGAAAAUUGGGGAAAACUGAAACAUAUGGAGGUAAAACAGUCCUCUCUGAGGUCUGUGUCAAAACUCCCUUGGCCAUAGCUAGAUCUAAGGUUUAUCCCUGCAUCGUCCAGGGGUCAAACCUGUUCAUCUAGGUGACACACCGGGGAUCCAGUGCUCAGGCAGGGGCGAACCCUGGGUGAUCCCAGGAUAAACCUUAGGUCUAGCUGUGGUCAUAGAGUCUUGGGUUUUUUUGCCUGAUCCAAAUGUCUCCAGAUCUAGAAGCUCACUAUAUUGUAGCCCUUAACCAGAAAAAGGAACACCCAUCUGCAUGCAUCAGAUGAUCUUAUCUGAGUGCAAAUGUACUGGGUUCAAUGCACCUUUCAAUGCAAAGGUCACCCACAUCACAGCUUAUGAGCUUGUUACAUACGACCAUUUGACUGUAAUCCCAGUUGGAAUGAGGUUUGUAAUUUUUACAAUUAAGCAUUGGUUCUAACUCAUAAAGACUGUUGUGAUUAUGUCCUGAGGGCUCUCCGAACGUUGCCUGGCACCAGCAUAUGUAGAUUCAUCUGAGGAUGCAGAAGGCACUUUGGGAACUCCGUGUUCGACAGCCCUUUCGAAAAACGGUGUCCUGUGUGAGCGUUUUCCUUUACAACAUUCUGUAAUUUAGCACUUCAUUGUAUUGCUCCCAUUUAAGCAGAUCUCCACUUCUCUCUGCUAGCAUUUCGGGGGUGUUCUUUAGCCCUCUCUUCCCUUGAUCAUUCCCUCAGCCCUCUCUGUGUUCCACCCUUCUUUUCCUGGUUCUCUCUUCCCUGCCUUCAAACCUACAUGCUGUUCUUUGUCCUUACAUUUGAGAAUGAGAUCUUGCCCUCCCAGUGCUCGUUUUCUUGGCCUUCUGCGAUGGCUUCAGCUAACGCCUAGCGUAGAUGAAACAGGGAGGUGGCUUCAGGACUGUACUAAUUCAGACUGCAGGUAGUAGGUGUGUGUGUGUUUGUGGGUAGUGCAUGUUUGAACACUCAUCUAAUAGCAAAAGCAUUGGCUAAUGGCUAAUACUGGACAUGUCAUUACAUUACUUUUUUAUUUUAUUUUUUACAUUUAUAUACCACCCCAUAGCCGAAGCCGUCUGGGUGGUUUACAAAGAUUAAAAGACUGAACAUUAAAAAUCAAGUUUAAUGUUUAUUUUGGUCACGGUCCAACAGAGGUCAGUGCACUUAAGCCUCCUGAAACAUAGCAAUCUGUUUGCUCUGUUGUUGGAAUCAAACUAGAGGGAAACAAAUGAAAGUACAAGUCCUAAGUUUUUAAAUAUUUCCUAUUUGUAAUUGCCAAUAACCCAACAAUAUGUCAUUGGGUUUUGGUGUUGUAGAAGAAGUUAGAAUCAGCUGUUUAUAUACAGCAACACC
Elgaria multicarinata webbii is the source of this 2344-nucleotide messenger RNA. RefSeq names its product glycine-N-acyltransferase like 3 (gene GLYATL3). The transcript is spliced from 5 exons. The coding region runs from base 1 to 867 and encodes 288 amino acids. NCBI's taxonomy places the organism in Eukaryota, Metazoa, Chordata, Lepidosauria, Squamata, Anguidae. The record is from RefSeq and is a predicted model, not a curated record. Gene Ontology annotation, molecular function: glycine N-acyltransferase activity. Gene Ontology annotation, cellular component: mitochondrion.